Closterium sp. Naga37s-1 is the source of this 2193-nucleotide messenger RNA. The record is from the annotation of a GenBank genome assembly. Lineage: Eukaryota; Viridiplantae; Streptophyta; Zygnematophyceae; Desmidiales; Closteriaceae.
AUGACACGCUUAUUUAUUUUUUCUCAGAACCAGCGUCGUCGCUGUGACCUAGGCAUGGCCCUUUUCCUCCUCUCGCUCGUCCUGCUCUCUGCCCACACGACGUUGGCCUUCCGCUUCUCCUCAGGGCUCCGCGCAGGCGAUCUGCGCGGGAUAGUGCGCGGAUGGACACGCUGCGGACGCUGGACGUGUAAAAAACAUAACAACGGCGGAGGGAAGGGCGGAAAUGGGAAGGGUGACACCGGGGGCGGCGGAGGGAUGGGCGGUGGUGGAACGGGCGGGGGCGGAAUGGGCGGAGGAAUUGGAGGCGGCGGAACCAUGGGCGGCGGCGAAAUAGGUGACGGAGGAAGAGGCGGCGUGGGCAUGGGCGGUGGCAGAACUGGCGGCGGUGGAAUGGGCGGUGGGGGAACGGGCGGGGGCGGAGUGGGCGGCGGCGGAAUGGGGGGAGGAAUGAGCGGCGGAGGAACAGAUGGAGGUGGAAUGGGAGGGGGCAGGGGCGGACCCGCCGGGUCACCUGCUCCUGGGGACGGAAUGGGCGGCGUUGGAAUGGGCGGCGAAGGCGGAAAAGGUGGUGGUGGAAUGGGCGGUGGUGGAACCGGAGGUGGAAUGGGGGGAGGCAUGGGCGGACCUGGGUCAUAUGCUCCCGGAUCGGAAGCAGCCAUGGGUUCUGGCGGUAUGGAUGAUGGCAUGGGCGGCAGAGGACGAAAAGGUGGAAUGGGCGGUGGUGGAAUUGGCAGUGGUGACAAUGAUGGGGGCGGAAUGGGUGGCGGAGGAAGGGGGGGUGGUGGCAUGGGUGACGGCGGAAUGGGCGGCAGCGGGAUGGGUGGCGGAGGAACCGGUGGAAGUGGAAUGGGGGGCGGUGUGGGUGGUCCAGGGUCACCUGCUCCCGGAUCAGAAGCAGCCAUGGGACCUGGAAGGGGCAUGGGCGGCGGAGGAAUGGGAGGCAGCGGAAUGGGCAGUGCCAAUAGUGAUGGCAGCGGAAUGGGCGGCGGUGGAACGGAUGAUGGCGGAAUGGGCGGCGGCGGAAUGGGCGGCGGUGGAAUGGAUGAUGGCGGAAUGGCUGGCGGCGGUGGUGUGGGCGGUGGAAUGGAUGAUGGCAGAAUGGGUGGCGCAGGAAUGGGCAGAGGAGGAACCGGAGGAGGAAUGGAAGGGGGAAUGGACGGGCCUGGCUCCUCUGCUCUUGGAUCAGAAGCAGCCAUGGGUCCUGGAGGCACGGAUGAUGGCAUGGGCAGAGGAGGAAGAAGGGGCGGGGGCAUGGCUGGCGGCGGAGAGGAUGGUGGUGAAAUGGGCGGCAGCAGAAUGCGCGGCGGUGACAAUGAUGGGGGCGGAAUGGUUGGUGGAGGAAUGGGGGCUGGUGGAAUGGGCGGCGGUGGCAAUGAUGGGGAUAGAAAGGGCGGCGGUGGAAUGGGCAGCGGAGGAACCGGAGGGGGAAUGGGAGGCGGAGUGGGGUCAUCUGCUCCCGGAUCAGAAGCAGCCAUGGGUCCUGGUGGGGGCAUGGAUGACAGCAUGGCUGGUGGAGGAAGGGGCGACGACGACAUGGGCGGCAGUGGAAUGGGCGGGGAUGGAAUGGGAGGUGGCAAAACGGGCAGCGGUGGAAUGGACGGAGGUGUAAUGGGCGGCGGCAAAAUGGGCGGCGGCGGAUUGCGUGGAGGGGGGUUUGGCGGCGGAAUUGGCGGCGAAAUGGGCGAGGUUGGGGUGGGCGGCGGGGGAAUGGGUGACAGCCUGGGAAGACCUGGGUCAUCUGCUCCGGGAUCAGAAUCAGCCACGGGUCCUGGGGACAUGGGCGCUGGGGGAAUGGGAUGCGGCGGAAUAGGCGGCGGUGGCAAAGAUGCGGGUGGAAUGGGGGGCGGUGGAAUGGGGGGAAGUGGAAUGGGUGGCGGAGGAAUGGGUGGGAGUGGAAUGGGUGGCAGCGGAAUGGAUGACGGUGAAAUGGGCAGCGGCAGAAUGGGCGGCGGCAGAAUGGGCGGAAUGGGUGAGGGUGGAGUGGGCGGAGGAAAGGGUGGUGGAAUGGGGGGGGGCAUGGGCAAACCUGGGCCAUCCACUCCUGGAUCUGAAGCAGCCAUAGGUGCUGGGGAAACCAAAGGCGGCGGUGGAAUGGGCGGCGGUGGAAUGGGCGGGGACGGAUUGGGCGGCGGAGGAACCGGAGGGGGCAUGGGCGGACCUGGAUUGCACGAGAGGAGUGGAUUUUUCCCUUAG